AUGUGUUUUGGGGGCCGUGAAAAGGGCGACGACGUGGGCGCUGCUCGGUCUCGCGAGCUCGACAAGAUGAUCCGCGCGGACGAGAAGCGCAUGUCCAAGGAGGUGAAGCUGUUACUUCUAGGAGCCGGAGAGUCGGGAAAGUCGACAGUCCUCAAGCAAAUGAAGCUCAUCUAUGCGCACGGAUUCAGCAAGAACGAGAAGAUGGAGUGGAAGCCCGUGGUGUUUACCAAUAUCAUUCAAUCUUUCCGGCUCAUUUUCGAUGCCAUGAAUGAGUUGGGAAUCAAGUUCGAAAACCCGGACAACGAGAAAAGCAUGGCACAGAUCAUGAUCGACUACGAGAUGACGGCGGAUGAAUCGUUACCACAGGAGUACUUGGAACCCGUCAGGCAGCUCUGGGUGGACGGGGGCGUCAGGAGGGCGAUGGAGAAGGGCAACGAGUAUGCUCUGCAUGACAACCUGGACUACUUCUGCGAUGACGUGGAACGUCUCUGGGACAGGAAUUACGUACCGACAGACCAGGACCUCCUCCGGUCAAGGCUACGGACGACGGGUAUCACCGAGACCAUCUUCGACCUGGGCCAGCUCACAUACCGCAUGUUCGACGUCGGCGGUCAGCGCUCAGAGCGGAAGAAAUGGAUUCACUGCUUCGAGAACGUCAACUGUCUGCUCUUCCUCGUGGCCAUCUCUGGGUACGACCAAUGUUUGGUUGAGGAUAAGGACGGGAACCAAAUGAACGAAGCCCUGAUGCUGUGGGAGUCGAUCGCCAACUCGCACUGGUUCACCAAGUCGGCGCUCAUCCUCUUCCUCAACAAGAUGGAUCUCUUCAAGGAGAAGCUCCCCAAGAGCCCAAUAACAGACCACGGCUUCACCGACUACCACGGCCCGCCAGACGACUGGAAGCAGGCCAGCAAGUACUUUAUGGACAAGUUCCGGGCGCUGAACCGGAACCCGGACAAGGAGAUAUACGGCCACUUCACCAAUGCGACCGACACGAACCUGCUCAAGAUCACGAUGGGGUCUGUGCAGGACAUGAUCAUUCAACGGAACCUGAAGCAGCUCAUUCUGUAA
Molecule: messenger RNA, 1068 nt
Organism: Parathielavia appendiculata
Lineage: Eukaryota; Fungi; Ascomycota; Sordariomycetes; Sordariales; Chaetomiaceae
Product: guanine nucleotide-binding protein alpha-2 subunit
Exons: 5
Coding region: 1-1068 (355 amino acids)
Biological process (GO): G protein-coupled receptor signaling pathway
Cellular component (GO): heterotrimeric G-protein complex
Molecular function (GO): G-protein beta/gamma-subunit complex binding; G protein-coupled receptor binding; GTP binding
Source: RefSeq, a predicted model, not a curated record